GCGCCGCCUCCACGCCCUCCUCCUCCUAACUCGGCCGGGCGCCUGGCACCAGGGACCGUUGCCUGACGCGCGAGGCCCAGCACCACUUUUCGCCCCGCAUCUCCUUCCCGCUGCUCUCCCAACUCCUGCCCUAACUCCCUCGCCCCCUCGCUCCGCUCCGCCCGCGAGCCCCCGGCCGCGCGCCCCUCUGCCCGCGCCCGCCACUCUCCGCCUGCCCCAGAGGUGGGAGCGCGUCGGCCCCGGCCCACACCAUGGCCCGGUUCGGCAUGCCCGCGCUUCUCUGCACCCUGGCCGUGCUCUGCGCCGCGCUGCUGGCUGCCGAGCCCAAGUCGAAAAGUUGCUCGGAAGUGCGACGGCUCUACGUGUCCAAAGGCUUCAAUAAGAACGAUGCCCCCACGCACGAGAUCAACGGUGAUCAUUUGAAGAUCUGUCCCCAGGGCUAUACCUGCUGCUCUCAGGAGAUGGAGGAGAAAUACAGCCUGCAAAGUAAAGAUGAUUUCAAAAGUGUGGUCAGCGAACAAUGUAACCACUUGCAAGCCAUCUUUGCUUCCCGUUACAAGAAGUUUGAUGAAUUCUUCAAAGAACUACUGGAAAAUGCAGAGAAAUCUCUGAAUGAUAUGUUUGUGAAGACCUACGGCCGCCUAUACAUGCAAAAUUCUGAACUGUUCAAAGAUCUCUUUGGGGAGCUGAAGCGCUACUACGUGGCAGGAAGUGUGAACCUGGAAGAAAUGCUAAGUGACUUCUGGGCUCGCCUUUUGGAGCGGAUGUUCCGCUUGGUGAACUCCCAGUACCACUUUACAGAUGAGUAUCUGGAAUGUGUGAGCAAGUACACCGAGCAGCUGAAGCCCUUCGGAGACGUCCCUCGGAAACUGAAGCUGCAGGUUACUCGUGCAUUUGUAGCAGCCCGUACUUUUGCUCAAGGCUUAGCGGUUGCAAGAGACGUAGUGAGCAAAGUCUCUGUGGUCAAUCCCACAGCCCAGUGUACCCAUGCCUUGCUGAAGAUGAUCUACUGCUCCCACUGCCAGGGGCUUGUGAAUGUGAAGCCCUGUUACAACUACUGCUCGAACAUUAUGAGAGGCUGUCUGGCUAACCAAGGGGAUCUCGAUUUUGAAUGGAACAAUUUCAUAGACGCGAUGCUGAUGGUGGCGGAGAGGCUCGAGGGUCCCUUCAACAUCGAAUCGGUCAUGGAUCCCAUCGAUGUGAAGAUUUCUGAUGCUAUAAUGAACAUGCAGGAGAAUAGUGUGCAAGUGUCUCAGAAGGUUUUCCAGGGAUGUGGACCCCCCAAGCCCCUCCCAGCCGGCCGGAUUUCACGUUCCAUCUCUGAGGGGGCUUUCAGUGCUCGCUUCAGACCAUAUCACCCUGAGGAACGCCCAACCACAGCAGCUGGCACUAGUUUGGACCGACUGGUUACUGAUGUCAAGGAGAAGCUGAAACAGGCCAAGAAGUUCUGGUCCUCCCUGCCCAGCAAUGUUUGCAGCGAUGAGAGGAUGGCCGCCGGGAAUGGCAAUGAAGAUGAUUGUUGGAAUGGGAAAGGCAAGAGCAGAUACCUGUUCGCAGUGACGGGAAAUGGCUUAGCCAACCAGGGCAAUAAUCCAGAGGUCCAGGUUGACACCAGCAAACCAGACAUACUGAUCCUUCGUCAGAUCAUGGCUCUUCGGGUUAUGACCAGUAAAAUGAAGAAUGCAUACAACGGGAACGAUGUGGACUUCUUUGAUAUCAGUGACGAGAGCAGUGGAGAGGGAAGUGGAAGUGGUUGUGAGUAUCAGCAGUGCCCUUCAGAGUUUGAGUACAACGUGACUGAUCACUCUGGGAAGAAUGCCAAUGAUAAAGCCAGCAGCCCUGGUGCCCUUGUGGGGGCACAGCCCUACCUCCUUGCUGUCUUCUGCAUCUUGCUCCUGGUCAUGCAGCGAGAGUGGAGAUAAUUCUGAAUCUUAGAGGGAAAAGUUUUCAUCAAAAAGAUAAAAAGGCACCAGUUAUCACUUUUAUACCAUCUUAGUGACUUUGCUUUUUAAAUGAAUGGACAACGAUGUACAGUUUUUACUAUGUGGCCACUGGUUUAAAAAAUGCCAACUUUGUGUUUUCAUUCAGUUUUGUGGGGGAAAGGGACUCGUAUGUAAAGUUGAUUCCUGCUCCCCCAGAAUCAUGUUAAAUGUGGCUAACAGUGUAGGUACAGAACUGUAGUUAGUUGUGCAUUUGUGAUUUUAUCACUCUCUUAUUUGUUUGUGUUUUUUUUUCCUUUUUGUUUGUGGGUUUUUUUUUCUUCAGUUAUGAUCUUACCUUGUUUCUUACAAGAAAACCAGGGUCCUUUCUUGGCAUGUAACAUGUACGUAUUUCUGAAAUAUUAAAUAGCUGUACAGAAGCAGGUUUUAUUUAUCAUGUUAUCUUAUUAAAAGAAAAAGCCCAACAAGCAGUAAAAAUUCCAUUCAUCCCUGUUGUUUUAGUUGCCUUAUCUGGAGAGAAGUGGAUGUGAUUUUUUUUUAUUAUUAUUAUUAAGUUAGGACAGAAUGUGAAGGCACGGGGGGCUUCUGAGCCACUUGGUGGGUUGUAUUAAGGCAUCAAUACGAGAAGAAGGCUGUACUUCAUUGAUAGCCAGGGACUGGAAGAGACUGCAGACUACACCUGUCUUGGCUGAACUGAAUUACAUAAACUAAGAUCGCAGGUAGAUAGGUCUAUUUCUCGAACCCACUUAUACUAAAAAGUGGAACCCAUUUAGAAGAUUCUUUUUCAUACACUCUCCCUAGAAAUAUAGAAGGCAUUCAGGACGUCUGAGUUAUCACACGUUCACACUUAGUUUGGGGGUGGGUUUUUGUCUUUUUGUGUUUUAUCCAGGCAAGUUAGCAAGCCGCUGUGUGCUGGUCUUCAUGUCCACACUGACCUGCUUUAAAUUCCUAUCCUGAUGGCAGAAAUGACCAAUUGACUAAGAAGAUCAUUUGGUCCCCUUUGUUACAGUGUACCAGAUUUCAACCCCAACCACAUAGAAUAGGGAACUGUCUGGGCACCAGCCCAAACCAGGGCACAGCCCAGGCUCACGGAAGAGCUGUCAACACUCCUCCGAGCAAAGAUUUUGCCUGUGCAUCUACAUUUGGUUUGGGAUCCCAAUUUUUGUAAAAAGAGAUUUCUAAAGUGCCCUACUUGAGUUGUCUGCCUGGGCCCCUGCCUCAGAAAGGCAAAGGGCUGGCUGUGCAGUUCAUGGUCAUGUGACACCCUUUCAGCCAAGAACUCCACUUGGUGGGACCUGAGUGUCCAGAUAUUUUUCACAUAAUGUUUUUGUUUGGAGGGGGGACAGGAAGGAGUAGAGAGUCCAGAAGAUAAUAGCUUAGUGGUGAUCCCAUAGCCACCAGGGGAUGGGGGGAUCUUGCAAAGGCUGGUUCUGUUGUCCCUGGGUCCCUAGGACUCCAUUCCUCCUAUCCUUACCAAAUGUCAACCCAUAAAACUAUGAGAUAGUAACAAAUCCCUUGAAAAAGGAGUUCCCAAAAAGUCUUCAAAAUGAGAAAAUCCUGCAAGUCUCUUCCUGCCUUAGACCCCCAUCAAGAUCCUGACCUAUUCCACAAAAGCUAAAACCCACAGAGAGGUGGUUUGUGUUCCUGUUCAGAUCUUCAGUUGUAAGACUAAUUCUCUAUUUUUAUAUUGAAGCAUAAUUACUCAAUAGCUCAGGGUCUAUAUUUCACUCGACUUUUUACACCAAAUUCUGCGCGAAUGGUCAACAUGGAAUAUUGGGGGCUGUUGUAAACAGAGGCUUAAUUUUAUUAGCAGUAGCCAGUUAUUUAUUCAAGCAUGAUGUUAAUAAAAUAGGCAUAUUCUGGCUGGUGUGUAUAAGUGGUUUUUUUUGUUGUUGUUGUUUUAAAACCAAUCACGGAAGACCUAAAAUGAAAAGGUGCUCCAUUUAUAUAUGAGGAAAAAUGGAUUGUAAAUAGCUAAGCUGCCUUGUGAGAACCUGGAAAAUGUGCUGAUACUUAGUAACUACCUCAGUUGUGAGGAAUUUCCUUUUUAGCUUAGACUGCCAUUACUUUGACUUGGUAGAAAUGAAUCUGGUCUCCAAAAUGUGGCUCAAAGAGUUAUCCCCGUAGACCUUGUGAGAUUGUUUUUAAUUUAAAACUUUGAACUCUGCCCAGCUGUUUUCUUUCAGUCAACUUCUCUACACCAAUAACAUUUUCCGAAUUAAAUAUUCUUGAAGGUU
Molecule: messenger RNA, 4177 nt
Organism: Canis lupus familiaris (dog)
Lineage: Eukaryota; Metazoa; Chordata; Mammalia; Carnivora; Canidae
Gene: GPC4
Product: glypican 4
Exons: 9
Coding region: 252-1922 (556 amino acids)
Biological process (GO): cell migration; regulation of protein localization to membrane; regulation of signal transduction
Cellular component (GO): plasma membrane; synapse; extracellular region
Source: RefSeq, a predicted model, not a curated record